AUGAAAAACGGACACGGAAACCGUCGUGCGCAGACUCGCGAAACACUCCCGACCAGCGCCGAUGCAGACGCUCGCCCAGUCAUGACGAGCAAUAACGUGCCGCGGCCGGCUCUCGCGGCUCCCGCUGCGGACAACGGAAACGACGGCGCCGCAGCCACCGCCGCGUCUGGCGCGCACCCGGCAUCGCCAGGCGUUCACUCGUCUGUCUUUGCGUCCCCCAAUCGAAACUCGCGCGAGGGCGGUAACACGGACAGUGGAUCGGCCUCAACCUCGCUGUUCCUUCACACCCCGAAAGGCCCCACCACCACCACCUCCGCCUUCAACGCGGCGGACUUUCCGGAGAACCGCCACCCCACGUUUGAAGCCUCGCGCGAGGGAGGCGGUGAGGAGGAGAAGGUGAUCGUGGUGCCGGGGAAACCGUUUGCGUCGGAGAAGGCGACAGCGACGGCGGCCGGAGAACCAGUGAAGCGGCGCCAUGCCUAUCGCACUGCGGAGGGGGCGGUGGAGAACGGUGGCCCGUACCCCGGCGCGGGGGUCGCCGACAACGGCAGCAACAACGACGCUGGUGGUGGUGGCGUUGCGGCCACGGUGAACGACGACGACGAUGUUGACUGCAGCACCACGCGCACUGGCGACAGUGGCGGCGGCGGCGGCGGCAGCAACGACAACAACAAUCGUCACCACCUCCGCUUUUCCGAGUCGUUCCGGAAUCAAUCCUACGUGCGGGAGCUGCCAGACCACCUGAUACCGCUGGCACACGAGAUCCACCAGCUCGACGAGGACGAUCUCGCCUACAUCUCGGACGUCACGCACACCAUGGCGAACCGUGAUCUGUACUCCCUGCUGCCCUACACCGGCAGCAACUGGUUCCUCCCGUCCAUCCGCGAGUGCGAGGACGACGAGCGGCACUGGGAGAUGCGCUACACCUGGAAGGAGGGCCUCAUCAUCGCCAUUGGCGGUCGUCGCCUGUCCAUCCGCUUAUUGAACGUCUUCAUUCGUGUGUGCUUCAUGGUGUUGAUUUGGUUCAUGUUGUGGAACAUGCUGCCCCGCUGGCUCGUGGAGCCUGGCGGCUACGUCUGGGACCCGGCGGUGCUUGUCGUGGUGUCGGCCAUCGUCGGCGGUCUCGUCUGCCGUAUCAUCCAAAUGCCGCCGCUGGUGGGCGUGCUGUGGAUGGGCAUUAUGUGGAACAACAUCCCCCAUCUGAAGUACCUGACGCACGGGAUUGUGAAGGAGGUGUACGACAUCUGCUCCAAGCUGGGCCUCACCGUUAUCCUCGCCCGUGCGGGGUACAAGCUGGCGAUCAAGGAGAUCCUGCCGCACUGGAAGCAGACGGUGCUGCUCGCCACCCUGCCCUUCGCCUUCGAGGGUGUCGCGCACAGCCUCAUCGCAAACAAAAUUUUUGACUACAACGACAACUACAACUGGGCGUUUCUGCAGGGCAUGCUGUGCAGCAUUGUUUCCCCAGCCGUCGUCGUGCCGGGCAGCCUGUACCUGCAGGACCUCGGCUACGGGCGUGGGGUGGGCCCGCUCUCCCUCAUGCUCUCGGCCGUCGGUAUUGAGAUCGUGAUCGGGGUGUGGUGUGCGAACUUCAUCAUCGGGCUGAUCUUCUACGAUCAGAAGUUGGCUGUUGCGAUUGUGCUCGGCCCCGUGCAGUUCAUUGGCGGCAUCGCCAUCGGCGUCGCCCUCGGCGUCCUCUUUUACUACGUGGUGGAGCUGAUCAAGCAGGAGGCGGACCGCCUGCCCAACGGCAAGUACACUCGCGACCACCUGAACAGCUGCAUGGACUUCUCCUACAUCAUCUUUCUGUUUGCGUGCUACACGAUGGUGUUCCUCGGCUACAAGGUCAGCCUCGCUGGUGGGGGCUGCGUGAUGUGCGUAUUUUUCUCCGCCACGGUGGCGCACAUGUGGGCCCGCACGGGUAAAGCGGAGCACGAAGAUCACAAGAAGUACAUCGCGUCGUGGCUGGCCUUCACCUGGGACCAGGCGAUGAUGCCGAUCCUGUUUGCCACCAUGGGCGCGAAGAUCAACGUCAAGGCCAUCUUCAACGGCACCUUCUUCCCCAAGGCGAUCAUCUGCAUGGUGUGCAGCACCGCCGUUCGGAUUGUUGUCAUCUUCGUAAUUCAACUCGGCAGCGGCAUGCCCUACAAGGAGAAGCUGCUCGUCUGCGUCGGCUACUUGGGCAAGGCGUCGGCACAGGCCUCAGUCGGCCCCAUCGCAGCGAACCUCGUCGCCAACAUGAUCGCGGCACUCCCGGAUGAUCAGAAGCACUCCCUCGACAAGAUAGCGGAGUACGCCAACAACGUGCAGCAGAUCAGCGCGAUGUACGUCAUGUUCAUGGCCUGCGUCGCCUCUUUUGGACUCGUGCGCGGUGGGCAGCUGGUGUUAACGCGCGAGGGCGACGGCAAGAAGAAAAAGAGAAAGGGCAGCAGCAGCACGAUGAGUCAGCAGGCCACGGCGCGAGGGGCCCCAGCCGACACCGUCGACGGCCUCCCCGCAAAUGAAGCAGCGGUGGACGUCGGUACGGAUGGAAAGGCCACGCGUGGCACCGUCGAGACGAACCAACUCGUGCGCGACGGCAGCUUUUCUGGUCAUUCGGGUCGUGACAACGACCACCACGUGUCCUUCGCGAGCUUUGAGCCGUUAAACCACUACGACGCGGCGGACACGGACUCCCAUCGUGACCGCGUGCACUAG
Messenger RNA from Leptomonas pyrrhocoris, 2694 nucleotides. RefSeq lists its product as hypothetical. The coding region runs from base 1 to 2694 and encodes 897 amino acids. Gene Ontology annotation, biological process: proton transmembrane transport. Gene Ontology annotation, cellular component: membrane. Lineage: Eukaryota; Euglenozoa; Kinetoplastea; Trypanosomatida; Trypanosomatidae. The record is from RefSeq and is a predicted model, not a curated record. The transcript has a single exon. Gene Ontology annotation, molecular function: antiporter activity.